Podarcis raffonei (Aeolian wall lizard) is the source of this 1566-nucleotide messenger RNA. RefSeq names its product G-protein coupled receptor 12-like. The transcript has 2 exons. Gene Ontology annotation, molecular function: G protein-coupled receptor activity. Lineage: Eukaryota; Metazoa; Chordata; Lepidosauria; Squamata; Lacertidae. The record is from RefSeq and is a predicted model, not a curated record. Bases 283 to 1395 code for a protein of 370 amino acids. Gene Ontology annotation, cellular component: membrane. Gene Ontology annotation, biological process: G protein-coupled receptor signaling pathway.
GGAGGAGCUGAGCUAGUGUGAGAAAGCGCCUCGUUGUUAUUCUGAUCACAGGCUCCUCUGAUUCACAGACUUGGAGCCGAUCGUGAAUAUAAGAGAAGACUUUUGACGUCAGAGUAGAGAGAUAUCAGCAGACCCAAAGGGGGAAAAAUAUUAAGAGCAACUCGGUUGGCAGAGACCUGCCAGCGUUAUUAGCCAUGUAAACCAGAGAAGGAAGCCUUAAUUCCGAGGACUGAGAAGGAUUUAGCAGGGAGGACGACUGACCAAAGAAUUGGAGACCAAGUGAUGCUCGGUCACCCUACAGCAGCCGCAGCAGCAGCCAUGGAAGAGCACUUGCUGAUGCAGCAGCAAAGUCUGGAGCAGCAGCAGCAGCAGCAGCAGGAGCAACUCUUAACGCUCCUCAACGCCUCCUCCCGGCCCUUCGCCAGCCUCUGGCCGCCGUCGGUCGCCUCUGCCACCGCGGGGAGCCCUCCGGCGUCAGGAGACAGCGGGGAUGUGGCCGCGGCGGCCGUGGCGGUCAACCCGUGGGACAUCGUGCUGUGCGCCACGGGCACCACGAUGGCCUGCGAGAAUGCCUUGGUGCUGGCGGUGCUCUUCUACACUCCCGGUCUGCGCGCACCCACAUUCCUGCUCAUCGGCAGCCUGGCCCUAGCCGACCUGCUGGCCGGCCUGGGGCUCAUCGUCAACUUCAGCGUGCAGUACCUGCUGUCCUCGCCAAGCGAGACUGCCCUGCUGAGCGCCGCCGGCCUGCUGAUUACUGCCUUCUCCGCCUCGGUGUGCAGCCUACUAGCUAUCACCGUCGAUCGCUACCUGUCGCUCUACAACGCGCUGACUUAUCACUCCGAGCGCACGCUGACCUUCACGGCCGCUAUGCUGCUGCUUGUCUGGCUGUUCUGCCUGGGCGUCGGACUCCUGCCCCUGCUAGGCUGGAACUGCCUGCGGGAGCGCAGCACCUGCAGUGUCCUCCGGCCCGUUACCAAGAAUAACGCCACUGUGCUGGCCGUCGCUUUCCUGCUCAUUUUCGCGCUGAUGGUGCACCUCUACCUGCAGAUCUGCAAGAUCGCCUUCCGGCACGCCCAGCAGAUCGCCAUCCAGCACCAGUUCAUCGCCACCUCUCAGGCCACCUCCACCCGCAAGGGGAUCGCCACGCUCUCGGUCAUCUUGGGCACCUUCGCCCUCUGCUGGAUCCCGUUGGCCAUCUAUUCCCUGGUGGCGGACUCCAGCUACCCAGCCGUCUACACCUAUUCUCUGGCCCUGCCGGCAGCGUUCAACUCGCUCAUCAACCCCAUCAUUUAUGCCUUCAGAAAUCCGGACAUCCAGAAAUCCCUCUGGGUGGCCUGCUGCGGGUGCAUCACCUCCGGCUUCUCCUCUCGGCCCAGGACAUCCAGCGACGUAUGACAAGGGUCUAUGGUUGCCUUUAUGGUUUUGGAAUCUUAGUUUCUCUCUCUCUCUUCUUUCUUUCUUUCUUUCUUUCUUUCUUUCUUUCUUUCUUUCUUUCUCUCUCUCUCUCUCUCUCUCUCUCUCUCUCUCUCUCUUUCUUUCUUUCUUUCUUUCUCUCUCUCUCUCUCU